CGAAGCACCAGACCUGGAAACCGCCAGAAGGAAACGGUGUGGAAGAAGCCCCACCCGCUGAACAUGGAAGGGGCUCUGAUAGCCCGGGACAGAGUUGGAGUCCAAGAUUUUGUCCUCCUCGACGCUCACACGAGUGAAUCUGCUUUCUUGGACAACCUACGGAAACGAUACCGGGAGAACCUCAUUUACACCUACAUCGGCACUCUUUUGGUGUCUGUGAAUCCGUACAAAGAGUUGGACAUCUAUACGGUUAAGCAGAUGGAGCAAUACAAAGGCGUAAACUUCUUUGAGCUGCCCCCACACAUUUACGCCAUUGCUGACAACGCCUACCGUGUCAUGUGCACCGAAUAUAAUAACCACUUCAUCUUGAUCUCUGGAGAAAGUGGAGCCGGGAAGACUGAGGCCUCCAAGAAGAUCCUUCAGUUCUUUGCAGUGACCUGCCCUACCACAGAGCAGCUGCAGAUUGUCCGGGAUCGCUUGCUUCUCUCCAAUCCUGUCCUGGAGGCUUUUGGAAAUGCAAAAACUUUACGGAAUGACAAUUCAAGCAGGUUUGGAAAGUACAUGGACAUCCAGUUUGAUUUUAAGGGAGCUCCCGUUGGUGGGCACAUCCUGAGCUAUCUGAUUGAGAAAUCCCGCGUGGUUCACCAAAACCCCGGGGAGCGCAACUUCCACAUCUUCUACCAGCUGCUGGAGGGCGGAGAGGAGGACCUGCUUCAAGGGCUGGGCCUGGAACGCAGCCCUCAGAAGUACACGUAUCUCGUGCAGGGGGGCUGUGCCAAAGUAUCUUCCAUUAAUGACCAAAGCGAUUGGAGAACAGUCCAGAAGGCCUUCAUCGUCAUUGACUUUGCAGCAAGAGAUAUUGAGAAUCUCUUAGGGAUAAUUGCAAGUGUCUUGCAUCUGGGCAACAUUCAGUUUGAAGAAGACAGCAAUGGCCAUGCCAUCAUCACCAAUGGCACUCAAAUCAAGUGGAUCUCCAAGCUUUUGGGCGUCCAUCUAUCCAUUCUUCAAGAAUCUCUAACCCACAGGAAAAUUGAGGCCCGGUCUGAAGAGGUUUUAAGCCCAUUGGAUGUAGACCUGGCAUUUUAUGCCCGGGACGCAGUAGCAAAAGCAAUAUAUGGACGGAUGUUUACUUGGCUGGUCAACAAGAUCAACAGUUCUCUAGCAAACAAGGACCUCAGCAGGAAAACAGUGAUUGGGCUACUUGAUAUUUAUGGCUUUGAAGUCUUUGAGACGAACAGUUUUGAACAGUUCUGUAUCAACUAUUGCAAUGAGAAGCUCCACCAGCUGCUGAUCGAGAUGACCUUGAAGGCAGAGCAAGAGGAAUAUGAGCUGGAAGGCAUUGAGUGGGAACCAGUCCCAUAUUUUAAUAACAAGAUCAUAUGUGACCUUGUGGAGGAGAAACACAAAGGCAUCAUUUCCAUACUGGAUGAAGAAUGCUUGCGACCCGGUGAAGCAACUGACUUGAGUUUCUUGGAAAAGCUGGAGGAAAAAGUAGGAGAUCACGCCCAUUUUGUGACUCGAAAGCUUGCAGACCAGAAAACACGGAAGUCCAUUGACUGGGUGGACUUCCGCUUGCUUCACUACGCUGGUGAAGUGACUUAUUGCACAGUAGGAUUUUUGGAGAAAAAUAAUGAUCUGCUUUACCGGAACCUCAAAGAGGUGCUGUGCAAUUCCAAAAAUGGUAUCUUGAGAGAAUGUUUCCGCCCAUCAGAGUUGCACAACCGGAGGAGGCCCGAGACGGUUGCAACUCAAUUCAAGACAAGCCUGUCCAGUUUGAUAGACAUCCUGAUGUCCAAGGAGCCAUCCUACAUCCGGUGCAUUAAACCAAAUGCUGACAAAGAACCUGACAAAUUCGAUGACUCCUUGAUAAGGCACCAGGUGAAAUACUUGGGGCUAAUGGAGCACCUACGGGUGAGGCGAGCAGGCUUUGCUUACCGUCGGAAGUAUGAGGACUUCCUGCAAAGAUACAAGUUGCUCUGCCCUGAUACCUGGCCCCAGUGGCGAGGUCCCGCUGCCAAGGGAGUGGAGAGGCUCAUCCAUCACGUCGGCUAUAAGCCCGAAGAGUACAAAAUGGGAAGGACCAAACUGUUCAUUCGUUUCCCAAGAACCCUUUUUGCCACUGAAGAUGCCUUCGAAUAUAGAAAACACCUCCUAAUUUCCAGAAUACAAGCCAAAUACAGAGGUUGCCUCGGGAAGCGAGAAUUCCAGAAGAUGAAAGAAGCUGCCAUCAAGCUAGAGGCUGCCUGGAGGGGGGUCCUGGCACGCAGACUGGCCAAGAAGAGAAUGUGGGCGGUGCAGACGAUCCACAAGUACUUAAAAGGCUUUAUUCACCGGAAACAGCCCCUGAACACUGAGAACGUGGACUUCGUGAGGUUUGUGCAGUACGCCUACCUCAUGAAACUCAGGGAUCACGUUCCAAAGACCGUCUUGGACAAAAGCUGGCUUAAGCCUCCAGAGAUCAUGGAACAAACCUCUGAUCUUCUGAAGAAGAUCUGCACAAGGAAUCUGGUCCGGAAGUACUGCCGUGGCAUCACUGCAGAGAAGAAGGCCCAGAUGGAGCAAAAAGCAGUUGCCAGUGCCAUCUUUUCCGGGAAGAAGGUUGGCUAUGCUGAAAGCCUGAAUGAACCCUUUGUGGACAGCAGGCUAAGUGAGAGUGACCUGUGCCCCAAAGUCCUGCAGAUGAUCCGCCACGAGAAGGUGCAGUAUGUCACCCCAGUGGUGAAGUAUGACCGGAACGGCUUCAAGCCCCGAGAGCGGCUGCUUGUUCUGACCCGUGUGGCGGCUUACGUGGUGGAGACAGCAAAGAUCAAGCAAAAGAUUGAGUAUGCAACGCUCAGAGGCAUUUCCACCAGCAGUCUCAGCGACGGUAUCUUAGUCCUUCAUGUUCCAGAAGACAACAAACAAGAAAAGGGAGAUGCUAUUCUGCGGUGUGAGCAUGUUUUUGAGACCGUCACCAAGCUCUGCAUGUUGGCCAAUAAGCAGGACAUGGUCGCUGUGGUCCAGGGAAGCCUCCAGUUUCAGAUCAGUCCAGGGAAAGAAGGAACCAUGGUUUUCACCACCGGGCAGGAGCCUCAGAUCUACAAAGCCAAGAAUGGACAACUGACAGUGGUAUCCACCAAAAUAAAGUCCUGAUGGGGAAAACCCAAGAUCGAGCGCUGUUACUUUGUCUGCUUGAAAAGAAAGUCACUGAAAUCACCACCUCCAUGGAGAAUUGCUGCGGUCUUUGCAAACCUACUCAAAUUUUGAUGCCAUAGGACGGUUGGAGUCAAGGUCAUUUGCAUCUUUUUUAAAAGCAACAUCGUGAACGAACAAAAUGCAAACGGUUCACCUAUUAAUCCUAGACCCCAUAAUAUCCUCAAUGAACACCCCAAUAACUGAUGCAUAGAGCAAGGCUGUGUUUUCGUGAUAACUUGCUUCAAAAUCCCAGCGGGCAAUAAUUUAACCAUGAACUGCACUGAACAGCCCCAAGCCUUUGUUUUAAAAUGAAGAACUUCAGAAAAGGGUCCCAGUCAUGAGUUCUAAGCAGGACUGGAAGAGAAGCAGUAAGGCAAGCUGUGAAACUCCACCAAAUUCUCUGCAAAGUGAACAGGGGCUAGUGAGCAUCAUCCCCAUUUUUGAAGUGCGAACUGAAGUUCUUACUUCUUGGACAAGCUCUGAAGCAUGGGAAGAAGGUACUUCUGUUCCCGGAGUUACGACCCCAUGUUACUCUCUGUAUUAGCAACCUGUGAUGUAUUUAUGAAAAAUUAAAAAGAU
This is a messenger RNA of Python bivittatus (Burmese python), 3753 nucleotides long. It is a transcript of the gene MYO1H, whose product is annotated as myosin IH. Gene Ontology annotation, biological process: endocytosis; actin filament-based movement; actin filament organization. Gene Ontology annotation, molecular function: ATP binding; microfilament motor activity; actin filament binding. NCBI's taxonomy places the organism in Eukaryota, Metazoa, Chordata, Lepidosauria, Squamata, Pythonidae. Gene Ontology annotation, cellular component: actin cytoskeleton; microvillus; plasma membrane. The record is from RefSeq and is a predicted model, not a curated record.